GAUUGCUGGAGGUCUGAUCUGUGCGGCACCAUGGACUCGUCGGAAGAGACUGGCGGUUCCUCUGCAGAAGAGAACUACUUUGUGAACUACACCUUCACCGACCGCUCCCACUCGGGCCGCGUGGCCCAGGGCAUUAUGAAGCUGUGCCUGGAGGAUGAGCUCUUUGCCGACGUGACGAUAUCGGUGGAAGGCAAAGAGUUCCAGCUGCACCGCCUGGUCCUCUCGGCCCAGAGCUGCUUCUUCCGGUCCAUGUUCACCUCCAACCUAAAGGAGGCCCACAACCGGGUGAUUGAGCUGCAGGACGUCAGCGAGAGCGUCUUCCAGCUCCUCGUGGACUACAUUUACCACGGGACAGUGAAGCUGAGGGCAGAGGAGUUGCAGGAAACCUACGAGGUGGCAGACAUGUACCAGCUGACCGCCCUCUUUGAAGAGUGCUCCCGUUUCCUGGCCCGGACGGUGCAGGUGCGGAACUGCCUGCAGGUCAUGUGGCUGGCCGACCAGCACAGCGACACGGAGCUCUACGCCGCUGCCAGGCACUGUGCCAAGUCCCAUUUGUCUCAGCUGCAGGACACGGAGGAGUUCCUGCACCUGCCUCUGCGCCUGCUGACGGACAUCCUGACGGACGGGGUUCCGUGUUCUCAGAAUCCAGCGGCUGCCAUAGAAACCUGGAUCAACUUCAACAAGGAGGAGCGGGCAGGCUUCUCGGAGACGCUGCGGUCCAGUCUGAAGGUGGUUGGAGAGAACGUUCACAUCUACCUGAUCGGGAAGGAGUCGUCCCGCACGCAUUCGCUCGCCGUCUCCCUGCGCUGUGCCGACGACGACUCCAUCAGCGUGAGCGGCCAGAACAGCCUGUGCCACCAGAUCACCGCCGCCUGCAAGCACGGCAGCGACCUGUACGUCGUGGGCGGCUCCAUUCCGCGGCGCAUGUGGAAGUGCAACAACGCGACCAUCGACUGGGAGUGGUGCGCCCCUCUGCCCCGCGACCGGCUCCAGCACACCCUCGUCUCCGUGCCCAGCAAGGAUGCGAUCUACUCCCUGGGGGGGAAGACUCUGCAGGACACUCUCUCUAAUGCCGUCAUCUAUUACAGAGUGCGAGACAACGUCUGGACGGAGACCAGCCAGCUGGAAGUGGCAGUGUCCGGAGCUGCGGGCGUGAACCUGAACGGCGUCAUUUACCUGCUGGGCGGGGAGGAAAACGACUUGGACUUCUUCACCAAGCCCUCUCGGCUAAUCCAGUGCUACGACACCAACACGGAGAAGUGCCACGUGAAGCCCUACGUGCUGCCUUUUGCGGGGCGCAUGCACGCGGCGGUGCACAAGGACGUGGUUUUCAUCGUGGCAGAGGGGGAUUCGCUGCUGGGCUACAACCCGCUGCUGGACAGCUUCACCCGGCUGUGCCUGCCCGAGGCCUGGGGCUCCGUCCCCUCCCUCGGGAAGAUCGCCAGCUGCAACGGCAGCAUCUACGUCUUCCGCGACCGCUACAAAAAGGGCGACGCCAAUACUUUCAAACUCAACCCGGCCACCUCGGUUGUGACGGUCACGAGCGGCAUCAAAGUGCUGCUCACUAACCUGCAGUUUGUCCUGGCCUGA
Molecule: messenger RNA, 1590 nt
Organism: Merops nubicus (carmine bee-eater)
Lineage: Eukaryota; Metazoa; Chordata; Aves; Coraciiformes; Meropidae
Gene: KBTBD4
Product: kelch repeat and BTB (POZ) domain containing 4
Exons: 3
Coding region: 31-1590 (519 amino acids)
Molecular function (GO): protein binding
Source: RefSeq, a predicted model, not a curated record